AGAAACCGCUGCUCGGAGAUCGGAGCCGCGAUCCAGCCAGGCCGGAAGCCCCGGUCCCACCGCUUCCAUAGACCGAACCAGCGGGCUCCUGCUCAGCCACAGAUGGAGAUACUGUAGGAGCUCCCUCUGAGCCACAUGCUCCACUUCAGAGUUCCUUUUUAAAUGGGCGGCGCACCCGGCCUCGCAGCGUCCCUCUCUGUGUUUUGUAUUUUUAUUAUUUAUUGUUAUGCAAGGAUUUAACAUACCAAAAAGAUGAUCGGGGGCUACGUUUUUGGCUGGAUAAGCCUGCAGUCGACUGAAUGCAACACAUAGAUCUGAAGGAAAGGAUUAUUAUAUGGGUUGCAUUUGAUUUUCCUGACCUGCCCCAUCCGGAAUUCGGAUUACUCAACAUUCCUCGGAAUGGAAGGACGGGAUUUCGCUGCUCCGGCGCACCUCCUAUCAGAGCGGGGCGCCCUGGUGCACCGAGCCGCCUCUCGGAUCGCUCCCUCGGGCCACGGCUCUGUGCAGCACGCCGGUCACUUCCCGCCGGGGAAAUAUUACCCGUCGCACAUACCAAUGGCUCCGCACUCAGGCAGUGGAUUGAUGGGCAAUUCCUCCGCCUCCUUCAUGGGGACCUUUCUGGCCAGUAGUCUGGGUUCCCCCCCUUCCCACCCGUCUCACCCCUCCCGGCCGCCCUCCUCGCCCUCCUCACCUUCCUUCCGGGGCGGACCCCACUCCGGCGCCUCGCAAAUCUGGUUCCCCCAUUCGCAUGAAGCAGCUCCAGGGUAUCCUCGAUUCUCAGGGAGUCUGGCCCACACUUUUCUUCCCAUGAGCCACCUGGAUCACCAUGCCAACAGUGGAGUUCUCUAUGGGCAGCACCGUUUCUAUGACACCCAAAAAGAGAACUUCUACCUUCGAGGUCUCCCGUCCCAGCCUCCUCUCAUCUCAGCCAAUCACAGUCUGCCACCAAUGUCCAGGGCAGGUUCAGGCCACUCUCAGGGGUCCUGCAGCAGAGACAGAGAUGCAGGGGUGGGCACGGGUCUACAUAAGGGUCUUAAAGAGGGGUCUGUCGAGAGAGGAGUGGUACCUGUGAAGGACAAGGAGAGGUCCAGUAGCAAACAGGAGGCAAAGGAGAGACAUCAGCAGCAACAGCACCACAGCCACCAGCCACCCCAGCCCACACACCACCACCAUUCCCACUCCCAUCAGCAGCACCCACACUAUCCACAGCACCCACUGCCCCUGGAGGAGGUCAACAGCCGGGCCCUGGAGAGGCACAAGGCAUCACUAGCAAUGGAGUACAGCAAGGAACAUCCUCAGAGCAUGGGCAAGCCCCUCAGUGCCUGCUUGCACAAUGGCAAGAUGCAAAAUGGAGAUGCUGGAACUGGGGCAGGGGCUAAGGCCUCUAUGUCCAGCUGUGGGGGAGAGGGCACAGCCCUAGGGGCAAUGGGAGGUGGGGGGAGCAGCCAGGGCAGACAUAUGGUGUCCAGUGGAAGUAGCCGCUGCACCAAAGAAGGGGUAAGUGGGGAGAUGAGGAUAAGUGAACAAUCUUCAGACUGUCUGGAAAGGGGUCAGGCACCACUCCACCACUCUCUGUCCUACUCUGUACCCCCACCCUUACACAUGGGUUCUGCUGCAGGUGGGGCACACCCCCAUCCGCAUCCUCAUGCUCACCCCCAUACACAUCCUCACCCAGGGGGCUUCCACUGCCUUCAGCUCCACCCCAGCCACCCACACCAUCCACAUCAUUCCCACCAUACACACCACCAUCCGGACUUCUUCUGUCCGCCCCCUUCUGCCCCUCUAGCCAACCCUGUUUCACACGAGAGGGGGGCAGCCAAUGUGGGGCGAGAGCCUAAAGUCACAGGACCUACAUUUGUGCCAUCUGUGGCAGAUCUGGGGGACAAAACUAGUGGGCCAUUCCAGCUUGGUAACCCUGACUGCCACAGUGUGGGCAAUGGAGGGGGAGGCGGUAAUGCCAAGGAGAAGGUAAUAGAAAAGAAUGGAGGCAGUGGACAUCAUAAUACUUGGCAUAGAAAACAGCAACAACAGCACCAACAACAACAACAACAGCAGCAGCAGCAGCAGCAGCAGCAGCAAGCUUACAGAAAGGCAGAGAAGGCUCCAGACUGGAUGCAGUCCCACCACCAACAUCUUCAGCCCUCACAGCUUCCUCCACCUCCCCAACAGCAACAGCCCCCACAUCCCCAACAGCAGCACCAGGUAGUACGAUCACGCAGUGCUGAGUGUAUCAACAAUGGCGUGGACAUGGAUGUCUUCAGAUCCUCGCUGCCCCAGGGGCCCAAGACUGGGCACCCUGUCUCUCAUUCUGUAAACACUUCCCCUUACAGAGACUGUUCCCAUUCAGGACCCCCACCUAAUGCCUCACCUCUUGGAAAUAAAAGCAUGGGUCAGCAUAGUGGGGCUGGAGCAGCUCAUGGCCCUAGUCCAGGUGGUAGCUGCUCCUUACAGAGAGAUGGUCAAAAGGUAGCCAGGAUACGCCACCAGCAACAUGGCCGACCUGGCCCUGAAGCCUCUUCUCCAGCAGACUUGAACCAGGGGACUAGUCAGGAAAUGAAAAGAAAGAUGGACAUGUCUCCUUAUGGUUACAACAACAGCAGUGGGCAGCACCACCACCAGCAGCCCCCGGUGCCACCCUGGACCAUGAGGCCUCCCCACCAAAUGUCACAACCUGAGGAGGAGCAGAGGAAGUCCUACAUGGAGUUAGGAAGCACUGGUGGGCAACACUCUCAGCAGCAGCAGCAGCAGCAGCAGCAGCAGCAGCAACAGCAGCAGCCGGGUAUGAGCUUGCCUCCUUCCCAACCUCUCGCUGCACCUCCCCUCAGUCAGCAACAGCAACAGCAACAGCAGCAGCAGCAGCAGCAGCAGCAGCCUGAGCCCCAGGGUACAACCCAGGGGGAGAGCAGUGCCAUGAAAAGCUUACUAAAGUACAGCAACCAGCAACAGCCACUGCUCCUUUCCCAGAAAAGCCCAUUUGGGGGUCUGGGCAACCUCAAAUCAGGUCCUGCUGGUGGGAGCUGUGCACUGCAGGGCAACAAACAGACUCUACCUUCCAGGAAGGGCCCGGCCAAUGACAACGAGCGCCCUGAUUACAGUGGGCGGAGCCGAGAUAUUGGGGAAACAGGUCAUGGGGAAAGUGAGGUGCGACAGCCACCGGUAGGAAUUGCCGUGGCGGUGGCCAGACAAAGGGAGCCAACUUGUCGGUCAGCAGACGGUCAUCCCAACAGCCGGCAGGGCAGGGUACAUCCUUCUGUGAAAGGACUGCCCCGCUCCAUGUAUCCUUCAGAUCCCACCACAGAGGAGGAGAGGAAGAGGAUGAGUGGGGAACAAAUAGGUCUAACUUGUUUGGACAGAGACAGAGAUCCAUACAUCAGGGAUAACAAGGAAAGGGUGGAGUUUGCACGGAUCCAUCCCUCUAACAGCUGUCACGGUGACCUCACCUCUCAUCUCAUGGUCCCAGGCGGGACUUCCCUCCAGUCUGGCCAAUUAGGAGAUCCUGCUGCACAUUCUGCUCACCAUCAUUGGAUGCCAAGAACUGGGAGUCCAUCACUCUGGAUGACUGGUCACUCUUAUGCAGGUAUAGGACAUACAGCCCUCCACCAGAAUCUGCCCCCAGGUUUCUCUGCAGCAAUGCCAGGCCCUCUGCAGCCGGUGUUGCCUCUGCCUCAGGAUCCCUCUGCCCAGCUGGUCGUCCUACCCACUGAGCCCCCUGCCCAUCCUACAACCCAUCACCUGGAUGUGAUGGAGCAGCAAGGGCUGUGGCCCCCUGUGUACGGCGCCCGGGGCCCACCCUCCCACAUGCAACACCCUGCUGUGUACUCCCGAUCCCAGUUUCUACGGCAACAGGAGCUGUACGCUCUCCAGCAGCAUCAACAACUCCAACAUCAGCAUCAACAUCAGCACCAGAGCCACCCGACACAGCAGCUGCAGCUGCAGCCUCAACCUCAGCAGCAGCAGCAGCAGCAACAGCAGCAGCCACAGCAGCAUAGAGCUACACAUGGCAUGGACAUGCAACAUCAAGCCACUCACAAUGCACAGAUGCAGAAGAGGCCAAAUGAGCCCUCGGUUGAGCUGGAGGAACUCAUUUCGGAACCCAGAACGUCCAAACCUGCCAAGCCCUACUCUUACAACCCGCCUCAGAGGAACGCCUCUCCCCCUGGGGCCUGUGCUGCUCACCUGUCCCCUUGCUGCCAGUCCCCCUCCCUGCGAGCGCAUCCCAAAAGCACUCCUUCGACACCCUGCCCUGCUCUCAGCCCCGCCGCAGCGGCCCCUCACUCGCCCGCCAUCAGCCCUGCCCCACCACAGAUGCCCAAGGGGGGCGACUCUCAGGACAAGAGAGUGGAGGCUCAGCCCCCACAGGUUUAUCCAGAGUCUUUGGAGCCUGACCUGCCUCCAGGUUACACCUACCCUGCUAUUGCCAUGGGCUAUAGGAGCGGACCUUCCCCUCAGGAUGUUCGACUGGCUGAGCCAGCCGACCUGGAAGCAGUCCAAGUGGAGCCUGCUGAGCAUGCUCCUGAGUCUCUCUCCAGCCUGGGAGAGGAGCUAGACUGCCAAGCGGUGGUCAGGCCUCUUUCAGAGCCAAUCCCUGUCGAUGAAGUGGAGCAGGAAGAGGAGGGAACGGUGGUUGAUAGAGUUCUGGAGCAAAGGGAGGAGGCGGAGGUAGCAGCCAACUAUGUGCCUGGAAAGGAGGAGGUGGAGGAGCAGAGACCUGCUGAGGAGGAGGUGCUGGUUUGCCCCCCUGCUGAGAGCCCAGUGUGCGAGGCUGCUUCCUGUCCAGUCCCCCUGUCAACAGAGGAGUCUGAAAGGCCAGAGGCUGUCAUCACCUUGGAAGAGGAAGACGAUGAUGGGGCGGUGGGUGAGGGGGCCCAGGUGGAGCCGGCUCAAAAGGUCAUCAUGCCUGGAGAGCAGGAGCCAGAGCUGCCCACCAUCAUUGAGCUUGACCCAGCUUCCCCUGCAGCCGCUGAGCCACAGUCCCCGGCCCCUGACGGGGCAAAGGACAGUGAGCAGCAGCGCGAGAACGAGAUGACCACUGAUGACGCCUCGGUGGAAUUUGUGUGUCUUUCCCCAGCCUCAGCUUCCUCUCCGAGCCCAUGCCAGGCAACUGUCGCUGUGCCCCAAAAACCUCUUGUGCCGUGUUACUGGAGUCUGGAGCUGUUGAUUGCUGCUGCAUUCUGCACAGACGUUCCUCCAUUUCCCUUGUAUCCCUUCAGCACCCCAUCAGUUGCUCCAUCGCAUCCCAACCCCUACCAGGGUAUGGAGCUUCUGAGUGAGCUGGCAGAUCUGGAGCUGCAACAGCGGAGGCGCACCUGUGGGAAAAGCCAGGAAGAUGAGUUGCUGAUGUUUGACCUCCAGAGCCUUGCCACCCUGGCCACAGCCCGUGCACUGGAGAUGGGCACCCAGGAAGACAGCGCUGCGGGUUCAGGGCGACACUUCCCCGCCCGCAAGAUCCUCAACUUGCGUCGGAAGUGCAGCUGGACGCCUCGCAACGAACCAGUUUGCCCGGCCAAAGGUAGCAUGGAAACAAUGGAUGGUCCUGAGCUUGCAAUGCGUGUGAAGUUGGCUGAGCUACAGCGUCGCUACAAAGAGAAGCAAAAGGAGCUGGCCAAACUUCAGAGGAAGCACGAUCACCAGAAGGAGGAAACCCCUCGCAGCCCAGCACGACGAGGACCGGGGCGGCCGAGGAAGCGGAAACCCACCCUCACCUCAGGUCCAGUGUCCUCAUCGGAGGGCCAAAGAAAAGUCAAGUCCAUGGGGGCGGGGCUUGCGCUGUCGCCUGAGGACCUUGGAGCGGGCGGAGACAGCCAGAGAAGGAAGAAGAGGCUGUCCAGUCGAGGCUUUGAGCGACUUAGCAGCUCACAGCAGAUAAAAGCGCAGGGCUGCAGAAAAAGCAGUCUUCACAGCGUGCUCAGCUCCAAGCUGGCCAGUGAUGUGGCUCAGCUCAAACAGAGAGCCCAGGGUAAAAAGAACCUCUCAGGGACUGGCUCCAGGGACAAGGAGGUUUCGCCCUGCAACUCUAACCCCAAGCACGGACACAGAAGCCAGGGUACAAGCAAGGUGGAAUCCCGGCGAGAGUCAGGGGGACAAAGUGACACAGCAGCCAGUGUGGACAGCAGCCCCCAGGAGAGCUGGACUGGGCAGGUGCGACAUGGACGUAAAAAGGGAUCGACCACCCUUACACAGGGUUCCUCCUCCUCCAGAUCGAGGAUUGUCCGUGGCCAGAGACAGGACCCCAUGGCAGAGGGAGAGAGCUCCCCUGCAGAGAGUGACUCCUCUGAUCAAGAUGAUGACGAAGAGGAAGGCAGUUAUGAUACUGAUGAAGGUCAAGACUACAGAGCCCAUCCCCCCAGAGACGUCACUUCUAGCUCCUCCAUGACAGGCCCGAGUCCCUCGUCCAUUGUAAAGCUGGAGGCCAAUCAGAAAGCCAGGAACAAAAAGCAGAGACAGGAGCUUUAUGCCUCCCAGUGUCUGUCUGGAGCGGAGGGAGUGGUCAAAGUAAGGGAGAAGCCCCCCUGUAGGAUGGGCCUGGCCCCUGCAGUCAAAAGCCGCCGUGAAGAUCACCGGCUUGAAGGCGUCAGAAGGCCGAGUGGAUCUCGGUCUAAGGAGCCUCGGUGGGGCGGCCUGGGGACCAGAGGCAAACGCUACAGGAGGAGCAUGGGACUGGCCACCUUCCCGACCACCAGUGAGAGGCUAAAGAGGGCGACUCGCAAGAGCACCAUCUUGAGAGGGGCCAUCAAUAAGCCAAAGGGACGAGCGGUGAGUCGGCUUCUGGAGAGCUUUGCGGCAGAUGAGGGCUUUCAGAUGGAUGGCAGCAGCUUCUCAGAAGAGGAGGAAGACCGCAGCUGUUCAUUCAACAAAAGCCCUGAAUUUCCUAACUGUGUCCUGACCAAAGAGCUCUUAACCGAUGGACUGAAGGUGCUGAUCUCCAAGGAGGAUGAGCUUCUCUACGCUGCCAGGAUCCACUCUCUGGAGCUCCCAGACAUCUUCAGCAUUGUUAUCGAUGGUGAAAGAGGAAACCGCCCAAGAAUCUAUUCGCUGGAGCAACUGCUACAGGAAGCUGUCCUGGAUAUACGUCCAGAGUCGGAUGCUCUGCUCAGCGAGGGAACCAGGGUGUGUGCUUACUGGAGUGAACGCUCACGCUGCUUAUAUCCUGGCAAUGUCCGCAGAGUUGGUUCAUCUGAUGAGGGGAAACAAGGAGGGGUGAUGGUAGAGUUUGAUGAUGGAGACCGAGGGAAGAUUUCCCUCCCAAACAUCCGCCUCCUGCCUCCAGGAUACCAGAUUCACUGUGGGGAGUCAUCUCCUGCCCUGCUGGUACCCAGCGGGACAACAACCAAGAGGUGCUCCAGUCUGGAGCAGGCCCCCAUCAGUGACAGACACUCUGACAGAUUCAACACUAUCAAUACUCUAACAAGUAGUCAAACACUAAAUGUUCACAAAAGAAGACCAGGGAGACCAAAGGGUUCUGGGAAAAAACAAAAGCAACAGCAGCAACAAGCUGAGAGUGCCAAUAAAAAUCCUUCACCUUUCCUGGGCUGGCCCUUAUUAGCCAACACCAGAAAGAGGACGUCCGACAAUCUCUUUCAACUCAAUGGGGCACCCAGGAAGGUCUUGAGAGGGAAGGAGGAUGACCGGUUUACCUUGCCUCAAACCCAACCACUGGCUUCCAUCCCAUCCAAGGGCCUUUUUAGCAGCAGCUCCUUUGAGGUGGACUCAUUUAGCAGUAUUGCAAAUGGCUACUCCUCCUUCUGUACUCAGUCUUCAGGGCAAGGUCCAGAUUUAUCUCUGGGCCCCAGAAGUGGACUGUAUGGCCACAAGCGCAGACAAGAUGAGUCGCCAAGGGGUAGGAAGUCUGGACAAGAGUUCCUUGUCAAAUUAGAUCAUGAAGGAGUGACCUCCCCCAAGACAAAGAACGGCAAGGCUCUACUAUUGCGAGGUGGAACUUCCAGUGUGAGUAGUAUGCCCACGACAGAGGCCUACUCGCAUCCAGUCCUUCUGGUUAAAGACAACAAAAAGGGUGGUGCCUCCAGGGUCGAACUUCUCCUGAAAGGAACCACACACCAAAGAAAGCCCUCCCCUUCUCUGCGUCUAGGGGACUAUGGCGAUUUGGGUUUCAGCUCCCACCGAGACUGUCACAGUUCCUACUCUGAUCUGGAUGAUGAUGAUGAAGAAGAAGAAGAGGAGGAGAGGAGGAGGAGGGCUGCACUGGCUGCAGCCUCAGGAGGAUUAAGGACACCUGGCCGUUUCCUCUCUCGUCUCUCUGUCUCCUCCUCCUCUUCUGGUUCUUCUAGCUCCUCCUCUUCAGGCUCUCUCUCCAGUUCCAGCCUCUGUUCCUCAGACAAUGAUUCAUCCUACAGCUCAGAGGAUGAGGAAAGUUCUACUCUAAUGCUGCAGAGUUGUCUGUCUUCCCACCGGCGGCUCCUGCAACCGUCUGAACCCACUACGUCUUCAAGGUCACAUCAGCAAUCCUUUGUGGCCAAAGCUGUUGCUGUUUCCAAUACCAAAGGUGGCACGACAGACCAGAUGUCCAACAGCAAGUCUUUGAAGAGGAAAGAAUGCAACAGCUCCAACCCUAAACCUAAGGAGUUCAUGAAGAAACCUCGGAUGCAUCCUGAUGACAACUCAUUUAUUCCUAGGCCCAAAAUGUCUGCAUUCCUAGCAGGCCGACAAAUGUGGAAAUGGUCAGGAAACCCUACACAGAGGCGAGGUCUUAAGGGCAAGGCCAGGAAACUUUUCUAUAAGGCCAUUGUACGAGGCAGAGACACAGUGAAGGUGGGAGACUGUGCCGUGUUCCUCUCAGCUGGACGCCCUAAUCUCCCAUACAUUGGGCGAAUUGAGAACUUCUGGGAAUCCUGGACCUCCAGUAUGGUGGUGAAAGUCAAAUGGUUCUACCACCCGGAAGAGACAAAGCUAGGCAAAAGGCAUCGAGAUGGCAAACACGCCCUGUACCAGUCAUGUCAUGAGGAUGAGAACGACGUCCAGACAAUCUCACAUAAGUGCCAGGUGGUGAGCAGGGAGGAGUAUGAAUGUCUGACUCGCAUUCAGAAGCCGAACAGUACCUCCCCAGACCUCUACUACCUGGCUGGGACGUAUGACCCCACGGCUGGUCAGUUGGUCACUGCUGAAGGGGUUUCCAUCCUGUGUUGAGCCUCCAUGAGGACACUACUGAAGGACUCCUCUGACUUUACCGAUAUGACAGUUCAGCACUGGAAGACGCAAAAUUGUUCCCUGGGUAUGCCUCGAUGUCCCAUGGACUAAAUGUCAACACCAAUGCAUGGCUGUCUGAGGUUACACACUGGAGUCUAUUGGCAUCUAUCUUUGUUAGAAGUGAAGGGGAUGUCCAUAACUGGUUGAUCCUUUCAAGAGGAAUAGUAGAAAAGUCUGGGUCUUCCUGGGCAUCGCAAAAUUCAAUAAGUGGCGUUUCAAUCGUCGAACUAAUCUCUUUUUAAUAGAUCCCAUGUGAUUGACAGCUUCAUAACUGGUUUUAGGACUUAUGCUUCCAGCUCCUAUCAUAUGUCACCAAAGGAGAGCUGAGAUCGCAAUGGACUGUGCAAAAUACCACGAGGCUGAAGAGUCUCAGCGGACCAAUUCUUUAAAGGUAGCCUUACCUGAGGGAAUGGAAACGAAAGUGAGGCACGGGGCUCUCCCCAGACCUCUUCAUUCCAGGGAAGUUGAAAACAUGUAAAGGAUGUAAAGUUGAUGUCUGUAAAUAUUUUUGAAAAUUUUCCCAAUCAAGCCAUACACUUCAGUACCUCUCGCCUGUCUUAACUGUUCAGGUGUACAUUGUACAGUUCAGUUAUUGUAUUGUUGUCUGUUGUCUAUAUGUACAUAAAAGCUAUUUUAUAUAGGAGUUUAUUGUAUAUAUAUGAGAUGUAUCUUUCCAUGUUUGCGAUUGAUUUAUUUUUAUAUGGGUGUGAAAUACAUUACCUUGUUUUUCCUUUGCUUUGGGAAGUCAAGAUUGGAGAUGUUAGUGUUGCACUGCAUAUGCCCUGCUGAGACAGAGACAGACAGAGCACAGACAAAGACAGAAGGAGUUAGUCUACAACAGGACGAGACACACUUUCUGAGAGAGAGGGGUCAUCCUGUUUUAAAAUAGGUCAAGUGGCUUUUUGGUAUACGUGUUCUGUAACUUUGCAUUUUUGUUAUCCUAUUAAAAAAAAACAAAUGAGAGAAAAAAACAAGAGAAAAAUUAUUUAUGUACCUCUCAGUUGGUCAUCGUCACGAGGCAGAUCCCAAUGGACUGCAAUCACGGGUCAAAAAUGGUUUAAGAGUAAUGAUAUGUGUGAACCCUUAUGACACAAUAUCUGUGUGUGAUGAGUGUCCUGGCAUCACUAUAAUAAUGUCCACUCAAAUCAAUUUAGAACAAGACUGGGUCUUUAAAUGAAAAUGUGUUAAAUCAUUUGCAUUGCUCUCAUGGAUGCAUUGGUUCAGCCCAUUAUUACUUACAAAAUACCAAAGUGUCUUUAAUACCUUUAUUUUCUUUAUUUAAAUUUAACAUAUGUCAAGCACCUGUACUGAACUCAAAUCAGAAAUCACUGGUAACUUAGAAUACUUGCAUAUACUUGCAUAUAUAUUGGCUUUGCAUUGUGACAAUGGUUUCUUGCACAUGUACCUGCAGUUUUGUUUAGUACAAAACAUUGCAGCUAAAGGCCGCCUGGGAGUGUGACUAUGAAGGUCAAGGUACUGACAAAGUAAGAUGUUGAGUGCUGACAACAAUGUUGGAAUUAGUAUAUUUUAGUUUCAUCAGCCAUCUUUGUCUAUUUUGUACAGUACACGCACAUACUCAAAUGCUAACUGUGAAGGACAAUCAGAUUCACAAAGCAAUGGACACAGAGUAGGUUCACUCAAUCUGAAAAAAUUCCUUAAGUUUAUUUAAUUUGUGCCAAGUACAUUUUGUCUGUUGUUUCUUUAUUUGUUUUGUUUAUGCAAUCUUAAGUAUUCUUUGUUCACAAAGUUUGUUUGUUUUUUGUUGGCCAACGUUUUAUUUAUUGUCAUUUUUGCUGUUUGUUCAUGCCAAGAGCGCUUUAUGAGAAUGUGACAUUGUUUUUAUUGGUGUGAUGUCGCAUUUGCAUUUCUUAAAUAAAACUGGUCUUGUAGAGGCCAUGUAGUGAAAAGAAAUAAAGCAACACUGGAUUCUUCUCAUCCACAA
This is a messenger RNA of Hippoglossus stenolepis (Pacific halibut), 11143 nucleotides long. RefSeq names its product BAH and coiled-coil domain-containing protein 1. The record is from RefSeq and is a predicted model, not a curated record. The coding region runs from base 400 to 9141 and encodes 2913 amino acids. NCBI's taxonomy places the organism in Eukaryota, Metazoa, Chordata, Actinopteri, Pleuronectiformes, Pleuronectidae. Gene Ontology annotation, molecular function: chromatin binding. The transcript is spliced from 28 exons.